This is a messenger RNA of Trichoderma virens Gv29-8, 2055 nucleotides long. RefSeq lists its product as uncharacterized. The record is from RefSeq and is a predicted model, not a curated record. Lineage: Eukaryota; Fungi; Ascomycota; Sordariomycetes; Hypocreales; Hypocreaceae. The transcript is spliced from 3 exons. The coding region runs from base 43 to 708 and encodes 221 amino acids.
AUUACCCACACGCACUCUCGCUAAGCCAAACAAUACACUACGAUGGGUGACAAGCGGCUCAACGACCUCCUGCGAUGGAGCAUCGAAAACACAGAGAGCACCGAAUUUCCCAAUGGCCCCUCCACUGACGCCCAAUUACCACCGCCGACCAACCUCACCCCGGAGCUUAUGGCCGCUCUCAUGGGCGGCCCCUCCGAUGCCGACCUCAUGAAGGGCUCCAUGGAGAUCAUCAACGAUCCCGAGGUCAGCCUGGAGAACAAGCUCAUCGCCUUUGACAACUUCGAGCAACUCAUUGAGAACCUCGACAACGCCAACAACAUCGCCAACCUUGAUCUGUGGACCCCGCUGCUUGGGCACUUGAGCAAUCAGGAGCGUGAGCUGCGCAAGAUGGCGGCUUGGUGCGUCGGCACGGCUGUCCAGAACAACGAGCGCACACAGGAGCGGCUGCUGGCCAUGGGGGGGCUUACGCCUCUUGUUGAGAUGGCGCUGAAGGAGGACGAGGCCGAGGACGUUCGACGCAAAGCAAUCUAUGCGCUGAGCUCUGCCGUCAGGAAUUACCAGCCUUCCAUGGAUCUCUGCACGGACGAGUUGAACAAGCGAGGAUUUACAGCGACCAAAGUUGACGCCGCCGACAUGGAUGCUGUUGAUGUUGUCAUCCACGGUCUCAGGGAAAAGGUCAAGAAUGCCGCCGUUGCGGCUUCGGCUUGAGGUGUAGCGUUUUAAAACAGCUCCAAUAGAAAAGGGACAUUGGGCGGAGUUGGGCGUUUUGUAGGUCUUGGAUGGAUCAACUGAUAUGGACUUGCAUGUAGAGAUAUCCUACAAUAUUCAUACAAUUGUAUCUAACGGUUAGAGUCUUUUUCUUAACGAUACAUGUGUUGUACAAUUUUUUUUAUAUUCCCCCACUUAUUUUUUUUUAGUAUUUGCCAAAUGAUGUCGUCGACGUGAUAUUCAUCAAUGUGUAAUCUUUCCGUAGAAAGGGAAUCCCAAUGCUUCCAUGAGCAGCCUGCCCUGUCUAUCCGAGGUAGCAGAGGUGUGAAUGAAAAUAUGGCAACCAGGCAUCAGCUUAGGAGGAUACAUAUCGUAGUUAAACUCAAUCUCCGGGAAAUAAGACAUCCAGGCAGGCUUCAUACCAAACGCAAUGUUGCCCGCGCUGUCACCACUGGUAGCCUUAAUGCCCGGCCAGUCCUUGAUUUUGGGCAGAACCAGCGUCACCAGCUUGUCGACAAAGUCGUAGGCCGCAGCGCCGCGGAGGGUUGUCUUAGCACCGGCUUUUGAUCCCUUUCGGACGCCCCAGUGGAUGACAUUGUGUUUCACAGUCGUCACCUCGGGGAACUGGCCGCUGAUGGCUUGGACCACAGCUCGGGCGACAUGAAGAUACUCCUUGUUGUCGGCAGCCAGAGGAGCAUAUGAGUUAAUGGUGACAGCCUCGAUCUCGGGAAUGUUGUGCCAGGCGAUGUCCCGCUCUAAUAUUCCAAGCCUCGAUGAGCCUCCACCUCUUGGUCCUCUGCUAGGUCGAUUCUUGUGAUAUGGCGAAGAUCCGUCCCACUGGCGCAGCACUCCCUUCUUCGAUUCAAUUGGUACAGUCCCGGGAGGAGUAUGGUUGUAUGUGAGGGUCAUUAGGUCUGGCGCAAUGGUGCUGUCGUACGUGUGCUUCAAGCGAGGGAAGCUGAACGGUCCAGGAACGAAAUCUCGCGCCGUGGGAUCGGAUGAAGGCGGCGCCUGGACUGGAUGGAGAGGACCUCGAUUAUACUUGGGAGGAUGGUAUUGGUAUCGGUUACCAGGGAGCCUCCUUCCGGUUCGGUUUUGGCUCUGAGAUUCCUCAAAAGCAUUAACGAUGUUCUUGUCGGGCUGCGGCGCUGAAAACGAAGAUGUCGACUCGAUAUCGGCGAUGCCAUCUGCCUUCACAGAGGCAUUGUGUGCCGCCCUGGUGGAGGCAAAUCCUCUGGCGCAUAGCGGAAUAGAUUGGUUGGUUGCCAGCUUUUGCCUCAAGGCUCUUGCCAGGCGAGCGCCUUCUCGAGAGACCGCCAUUGUCGCCUGAGCAAAAGACGCAAUGCU